This is a messenger RNA of Rosa chinensis, 1159 nucleotides long. RefSeq lists its product as uncharacterized. The transcript has 3 exons. The coding region runs from base 179 to 982 and encodes 267 amino acids. NCBI's taxonomy places the organism in Eukaryota, Viridiplantae, Streptophyta, Magnoliopsida, Rosales, Rosaceae. The record is from RefSeq and is a predicted model, not a curated record.
CCCCAUUUCUUCUUCAUGCAUCAUCCUAAAAAUGUAAACAAAAACACCGUUCCAAAUAGACUUUCAGGCCAAGAAACUCCAUUAUUGUUACUCCGAUCAAAUAGACUUUCUUACCCAGAUCGUUCAGAAUUACAACACCUCCAGAUCCCAGCUCACUGGUUAUCCGUCUGUUAAGGAAAUGACUUAUCCCAAACAACCUGCCCACAACUCAACUGGGGAAAAGAAUCCAAAGAGGCUUCUCGUAACCAAAAGUAAUUCUCCCACUCCAACUAGGAAGCGGAUCAGCCCCAAGCUUUCAAUAGCAUUGGAGGCAGAAUUGAUGACUGUGAUACAGGAGGCAAAACAUCUGAUUUCUUCCCCCGCCUUUUCUCCACACUUUUCUUCCACUGACCCAGGAAAACUUCAAGGAGCCAUAGACAUCAUUCAAAGCAUUCUAAAGUGUGACAUUGAAGCCUUACUGGACAAACAGUGUUACAAAGAAUUGAAAGAAGCUUUCGAGUAUCUGUGCUCUAUUGGUUUUUUUGAUCCAAUUAUGGUCCUAAGACUUGACCGGAUGCUUAAUGAUGUGGAUACUGAACUACCGCACUAUAAAGAAGCUAUAGAUGAAUGCGUUACAGGCCGAGAACAGGCAAAGGACCUUCAACAUGCACUAAAAUCUCUGAAAGCUAAGCUGGAGGCUGCUUGUGCUACAAAACCUAGAAUUAUUGAACUUGAAAAUGAGCUGCAUGAUCUUAAUGAGCAAAUUGAGGCUCUUCAGGCUCAAUUUGCAGAUUGUCAGAGCCAGAGAGAAGCCCUUGAGGCUAAUUUGGAUGCUGAACUGGAUAAGCUUCGUCCAGAAAAGGAGGCACUCCAGGGUAAAUGCAAGUUGUUUACUGCUUUCAAGGCAAGAUUGCCUGAAAUGAAGAAUCGUAUCAACGCGGGGAUUGGUGUGUGGGAAGCCUUUAAGGCAGCUUUGAAUAUCCAAUUUAGAGGUUUUCACUAAUUAAUGCUAGCUUCUCAUUGUUACUUUCCAGCCGCUGUAUUUUGGGACCCUAUGUUUUUGUUUGGGACAGAGACCUGUUGGCUUUGAUCGCCUUGACACUUCCGAAGUCCGAAGAAGUUGCAAUGCCUGAGGAGCUAGCUUGUAUUUACUUUCGGAAAAGUUUGUCUAGAACAAAUU